Molecule: messenger RNA, 1325 nt
Organism: Suillus subalutaceus
Lineage: Eukaryota; Fungi; Basidiomycota; Agaricomycetes; Boletales; Suillaceae
Product: transcription initiation factor TFIID subunit A-domain-containing protein
Exons: 6
Coding region: 43-996 (317 amino acids)
Biological process (GO): DNA-templated transcription initiation; RNA polymerase II preinitiation complex assembly
Cellular component (GO): transcription factor TFIID complex; SLIK (SAGA-like) complex; SAGA complex
Molecular function (GO): protein heterodimerization activity; TBP-class protein binding; DNA binding
Source: RefSeq, a predicted model, not a curated record
CCACGCCUCUAAGAGUUGGACAAGGAGGAGGAGAAAUCAAAAAUGGCGACGAACGAAGCAGCAACAACAGCGGCUCCAAACCCCGCGAACAUAAUCACCGCCCUGACUAGUGCCUUUAAAAGCCAAAAUGGCGAGGCAGCAUCAAGCACGCGCAUAGCCCAGCUCCUCGAGCAGAAUAUGGGCCAACUUGGCGAGCUUAUGCGGCAGGGCAAGCUCACUGCCGUACAGAUCCAGCAGCUGAAAGAUUACGCUGAAAAACACAAGUCCGCGACCAGUGCUGCUUCGGGAAGCGUGACUGGCACUUCGACCGCGAAUGGCAGUACAAAGACCGGGGCUGCUGCAACGACUGCUACCGCUUUUAAAAGCGGGUCACCAGCUCCUGUUCUUACUUCCACACCUGGUGACGGGUAUCCCAUUAGCCAAACUCUCAACACUACCAAUCCAGGGCCCGUCCAGUGGGCAGCUGCACAGCAAGGAAGACCAACUCUUACAGGCGGAAUGACUAGUGGCAGAGUGUCUGGUACCCCUGCUCAGAUCACACGAUCUACCGACGACGCUGGCAUGCUCAGCUUAGAUGACAACCGUUCACGAAGAAAGAAUACCCCGGGAGAUCAGAGCAUGAGACGAUCAAUACAAGAUCUCGUGUCAAGUGUUGAUCCCAAUGUUCGGAUCGAACCUGAGGUGGAGGAUCUACUUCUUCAAAUCGCCGAUGAAUUCAUCGACUCGGUCACGAACUUUGGCUGUCGACUAGCAAAACAUCGCGGCGGCGACACGCUGGAAGUCAAAGACCUCCAGCUUCACCUUGAACGCAACCACAAUAUCCGUAUUCCCGGAUUUGCAUCAGAUGACACACGAAUAGCAUUAUCUCAGGCUGCCGUAGCACCUUCUGUGCCUGCAGCAGCAACAAAGAAGGCAGCCCAGGGUACAUCCAUGACUUUACGCAGUCACCGCUUGGCGCAGGUGCAACAAGCGAAGAGGGAGAGCAAGCUCGCAUAGUGAAUCGCUCUGGACACGAUUUGGAUCAUGAACCAGAAACAAUUUCCAUUGCGACUUGCAUGCACGACAACGUUCAACGGCUAGCAAGGUCUCACUCCCCGACGUGCUGUACUUAGCCUUUGCACAGGCGCAUUUGCACAUGAACAGCUGUACACAGCUCUCUCCAGAGUGUGGAAUCGUCACGACAUUUAAACGUUGUUGUCGAUUAGAAAUGAGGCAAAAUAUCAGCAAAUGUUGUUUACUCUUCGCUACUAGUGUAGAUAAGUAAGAAAUGAAUAUGAACAAUACUUCUCUAUUCGCAGGCGACAGUCCAAUUAAAAAAUUAGCAU